Messenger RNA from Cyclocybe aegerita, 672 nucleotides. Lineage: Eukaryota; Fungi; Basidiomycota; Agaricomycetes; Agaricales; Hemipholiotaceae. The record is from the annotation of a GenBank genome assembly.
AUGAAAGGAGGAAGGAGACACAGCCACAAUUGUAGGUCCCGAUCAAGAUCGUCAUCCCACGUGAUGCCGAAAACUUAUUAUUCCUACCGAAUCGCUCACCGAGGAUACAAACCCUCUUCAUUGUCAACCAGCACCACCCGCGCAUACAGCUCGCCCUCCCUCGCUGCCCCGCCUCCCUCGGGAGACACGCUCGCGCUCACAAUGUUGAUGUUGCCGACGCUCCACAAUCUCCUUUCUCAAGUCCUCGCACCUCCCUUUCUGCACACUGCCGUGCUUCUCACACCAGCAGGCGAACUCGUCUCCGCAGCCAGCGAACCAUCGAGGCCGAAGGACGACAUUCGAAUAAUUGUAGGCCUUAGUGGGGAAGUGUGGCAGGAAACACGGGAGCAGGGCUACGGAAUGGUAGACAGCGAACUCGGUCGUAUCAUCGUUCUUCCCGUGGACGAGUUCUCAUCUGGGCCCGAGCAGCCGUUCUCCGACGAGCACCAGCCUCUCAUGCUUCUCGCCUUGAACGCGACGGACGCAGUUGAGUGGGAAGAAUUGGAUAACAAGGGUAAAACUCUUGCUGGACAUAUCGCGAAGCCUUUGAGUAAAUUUAGGGAAUUGAUCGUUUCAUCCAAGCCUUCGCGCUCGACGACAGUGACAACGUCGCCCGCACCCGUUCGUUCAUAA